AUGCCGCGAGGGCCGAAAAGGGCGCGUGGGAGCACAGUGAAGAUACUCUGCGCGUGGAAGGGCUGUCGUCGGCGAAACAUAGAUGUCAAGAACAAAUCGCAUGCGCUGGAGAUCGAGCACGUGAACUUGACAGAGACUCGCAAACUGCGUAGCAAUUGUGGCGCUGCACGUUUCUGCUGCGCAGAGCACUUGGCAAAAUGCCAUCUACCGGAGAGGGCUGACAGGGGCGGUCGGGAAGCAUUAACGGCAGAACAAUGCUGCUCGCUCUUCGAAACCUUUGCCAUGGAGGUGCAAGCACCCUGGGCCGGAGUGGCAUUCCUCCUCGGCGUCUUCAUGGGGGAGAGGCAGGCUUGCGUUCUUGGCGCCCGCGACAGUUGGUUCACAGGCAUCGGCACAGACCACCCAUGCAUCAAUGUUCCCAGAAUCAACAAAAAGACCAAAGCCAGAGAAAUCCCGCUAGAUAAAAGUUUUGCGGCCCUUCUGGCCCAGUGGACCAGCCCGGAAUCUGGGCCCGUACGAGGGGGCGGCGGUUCCCAGUGGCCGCAUCCGGAUCAGACAUUGCAGAUGGCCGAUCAGGAGAGGACAGGCGCGCAGAAACGGAAACGUGGCAAUCUCUUGUUUCCCGGGAAGCUUUUGUCAGGAGGAGGACGCAACUACCGCAAGCCAGUCACAGAACGCGGAUGGCACGACAGGUUUCAGGUGGCGCAGUCUUGCAUCGCAAAGCAAAGAACAGCAGCAGAAGCAGAAGGCAGAGGGCACGUCUUCGACGAGAUAUCGCUGGCCAGAGUCUCUUCCCAUUCUAUGAAGAAGUCGACAGUCACGCUCCUCAAGGGCGCUGGAGUGGCCACGCAAGUGAUCUCAUUGAUCACAGGUACUUCUUGCAGAAUGCUUGAGAACACUUACUUCCAGCCGAGUCGAAAGGUCCAGCGAGACGCCGCUGCGGCCGCGUUUUCAAAGAUUACAGACGGUCUCACAUCCUUGCAUUCCAGGGACGUCGCUCCUUCAUCCAGGGACGUCGCUCCUGCGUUGUUCUGCACACAGUGCGGGCGUCCCGCGAAAGCGGCAUGGUGCUAUUGUCGCAGCUGUGGCAGUGAGUUAACUGAUCUGUAG
This is a messenger RNA of Symbiodinium sp. CCMP2592, 1110 nucleotides long. The record is from the annotation of a GenBank genome assembly. Lineage: Eukaryota; Dinophyceae; Suessiales; Symbiodiniaceae.